UAUAAAUGUCAUCUGUCAUUAAGAUAAAUUCUAUUAAAAAACCACAACAAUGAAAAGAUUUGCGUUAAUUUUAAUAUGUUGUGUUAAUUUAUUAGUGAAUGAGGCUUACAUAAACACCACAGUAAUUAACGGAAAGUUAAACCAGAGUAUUUCAGUAAAUGUAACCAAAUAUUUAGAAUAUAUAAUCGAUUACGAUCGUGUUCAGACAAAUACACCAAUUCGUAUAACAGUUGGAAGUUAUAAUGCAAAAAGAGGUGCCCCUGCUAUAAUCGUAGUUCGACAAAAACAAAACGUCUUAUCUUGGCAAUUACCAAUGAUAGUCGACCCGGGUUCGACAAAUUUAGAAUAUCAAGAAAGUGGAAGAACUUUAUGUUAUGAUAGCACUAAAAUGGAAAGUUUUACGUUUCGUCCAAACCUUUACGAAGAGCCCAUCAUAACAAUUUCAACCUCCUCGGAACAUCAAGUAAGCGUUUCCGUUGUUACGGAACCAGAGGAAGAUUUUUUUUUGGAACCAUCGAAAAAUUACAGCGUUGUUAUCUCUCCGAGCACCCCAAGAUUUUAUUAUUACGGAUUUCCCGCUUCGAAUUCAACGACUAGUAAUUACGACACGGUUAUUUUAGAAUUAGUUUCGACGAAUUUUAUUUGUAUGACCGUUAGUUUACAAAAUGCAACGUGUCCUGUUAAAGAUUUAAACGACGACAUAACCUUUCAAGGUCAUUACGAGACUGUUGGGAAUAAAGGUGGGAUAACAAUUUCAAAAUCGAAGUUUCCCAAAGGAUUUUUCUUGGUUUUUGUGGCAAAAGGAAACGAUUUCGAUUGUACGGGAAGUUUAGAAAUUAAAAACGUCUCAACAAUGAGAACUAAGCCCAUCUCGUUUAUGAUUAAGCCUAGUAUUACUUACAACGAUUAUUUCAACGCGGUUGUUGUGACUUUGGCAACAAUAACUGCUUUUUAUGUCAUGUUUGGAAUUAGUUUGUGUAUUUGUAAUCAUAGAUGUUAUAAACCAAGAACUAUGGAAUAUGUGCACACGAAUGACUCAGAAACUUCAACUCCAAGUGUUUCAAGAGUUACUUUAGAAAGGGAAGAUGCAAUAUCAUUUAACGACUCAGAAUAUGAUACUUUGGACGAUAUUAACCAACACCGCGAAUUAAUCGCCGGGAAACCCAACAUUUUCGUCAGCGAUUUAGCCCGCAAGAAACAACACGUUUUAAUUAAACGUUCGUAUUCGUAUCUUUGGCACGUGUUAACUGUUGGGCUUUUUUAUCUACUUCCUGUGGUGCAACUUGUUAUAACGUAUCAAAAAGUCCUCAAUGAUACCGGAAAUCAAGAUUUAUGUUACUACAAUUUUUUGUGCGCUCACCCUUUUGGAUUUUUUAGCGAUUUUAAUCAUUUAUUUUCGAAUAUUGGUUAUGUUUUAUUUGGAUUGUUGUUCUUAUGGAUUACUUAUAGGAGAGAGAAGUGGCAUCAAGAUUUAAUUUUUGAUAGGACUUACGGUGUGCCACAACAUUACGGAUUAUUUUACGCCAUCGGAUUUGCUUUAAUAAUGGAAGGAUUGUUAUCGGGAAGUUACCACAUUUGCCCGAACCAUUCAAAUUUCCAAUUCGACACGAGUUUUAUGUAUGUAACCGCCGUUUUAUGUAUGAUUAAGAUCUAUCAAACGAGACAUCCCGAUAUUAACGCUAGCGCUUACUCCACUUUUGGUAUUUUAGCGGUUGCAAUACUUUUAGGCAUGAUUGGAAUUUUAGAGGCUAAUAAUUGGUUUUGGAUAUUUUUUACCAUCAUUCACAUCUUAACUUGUUCUUAUUUAACAGUUAAAGUCUAUUAUAUGGGUUUUUGUAGCUUUGAUAUGGGAAUGUUUUUAAGAGCGUUUCGGACGUUUCAUCAAGAUUUUAGAGCUGGAUUUAUAUAUAUUUUUAUGCCUUUACAUAAAAGUCGCAUGAUUUUAUUGAUCAUCGGGAACAUUUUAAAUUGGAGCAUGGCUGCUUAUGGAAUUUACAGUGAAGCUGACUUUGCUGUUUACCUUUUAGGUUUAUUCAUGUUGAACACCGUGUAUUAUUUUACAUUCUACAUCAUUAUGAAGUUAUUACACAAAGAAAAAAUUAACUCGCUAACCAUCUUAUUUUUAACGAUCUCCUUAACAUGCGCCGUUAUAUCGAUGUAUUGCUUCUUUCACAAAUCGAUUUCGUGGUCGUUAACCCCAGCCGAAUCUAGAUUUUACAACCAAGAGUGCAUUUUGAUGCGAUUUUACGAUUACCACGAUUUGUGGCACUUUUUAAGCUCAAUCGGCAUGUUUUUUAUGUUUAUGGUGUUAUUGACGUUGGAUGAUGAUCUUUCGCACACACCUCGUUCAGAAAUACCGGUAUUUUGAUACAAUGGACUGAUUUUAAACGUCGAUAUUAAUAUUUAGAUUUAAAACUUUGUGAGAAAGAGGUGUGAUACAUAAAAAAAGGAUGUUAUUAAACCUUAGUUAGGAUUAUGA
Messenger RNA from Onthophagus taurus, 2479 nucleotides. The record is from RefSeq and is a predicted model, not a curated record. NCBI's taxonomy places the organism in Eukaryota, Metazoa, Arthropoda, Insecta, Coleoptera, Scarabaeidae.